CGACCGCCAACUUUUCAGACGGAGACUCGAGGCGAGGUCGUCGUCGGCAAAUGCUUACGUCGCGUUGCGUCGCGUUGCGUCGUAUUCCGUCGCGUUGCGCGACAUUGCGUCCUGUUGCCUCCAAUUGCAAUGGUGGACCUUCAACAACACUCCAAUCUAUCCGACCAUUCAGCAGACAAACAUACAACCGUCCCGUCCCGUCCCGUCACACACACACACACACAUACACACACACACACACACACAGGUCUCGGGUUCGCGAUGUCGAAGCGACUGUUGCCUGACAAAAACGACACUGUUGUCCAAGUUAGGCUUUAUCACGUACCGGCUAGCCACCCCGGCAGGCAAUAAUCAUACAACACCAUCGUGGUCUUCAAUUCUACCAAUAUUCAUACAAAACCGUCACUACAGCUCCGUUUCACACAGGCCAAGACAUUCGCUUGUGCUGGGUGUAUUCGUUUGUGUGUGUGUGUGUAUGCGUGUCGCAAAAGGCACACUCGCCAACGGGACAUGUGAUGAGGUAAGUGUGUUUCCUCUUUUAGCUCGAACCGAGGCAAGUCGACAAAAAUGUCCACAACGACGUCUCUUUCUGGCAGAAGCUGCCGACUGGCAGGCCAGCAAAACGUCUAGCAAUGUACCAGGUCAACGUUCCGAUGCUGGAAAUCAUACGAAUAGCAGGUGA
Molecule: messenger RNA, 682 nt
Organism: Protopolystoma xenopodis
Lineage: Eukaryota; Metazoa; Platyhelminthes; Monogenea; Polystomatidea; Polystomatidae
Source: the annotation of a GenBank genome assembly